Molecule: messenger RNA, 1069 nt
Organism: Musa acuminata subsp. malaccensis (wild Malaysian banana)
Lineage: Eukaryota; Viridiplantae; Streptophyta; Magnoliopsida; Zingiberales; Musaceae
Product: probable adenylate kinase 6, chloroplastic
Biological process (GO): nucleobase-containing compound metabolic process
Cellular component (GO): mitochondrion; cytoplasm
Molecular function (GO): AMP kinase activity; ATP binding
Source: RefSeq, a predicted model, not a curated record
UCUACCGUUUCCACCACCUGGCUCCGGCGAAAUGGAUGCCGUCAGUCGCCUGUGGCGAGGCUGCGCCGCGGUCUGGUCUCCCGCGAGGAUGUGGCUGUCGUUGGUGAUGGGCGCUAGGUUUUCGACCAGCCUGGCCCACCUGGGGCCGCCGAUGACGAGGGAUCCCGGUGGCCGGGGCGUGCACUGGGUGUUCUUGGGGUGUCCAGGCGUCGGGAAGGGAACCUACGCUAGCCGCCUCUCUCAGCUCCUCGGGGUGCCUCACAUUUCCACCGGUGAUCUCGUCCGCGAGGAACUCGCCUCCUCAGGGCCCCUUGCUCAGCAGCUUGCUGGAAUUGUAAAUCAUGGUCAAUUGGUAUCAGAUGAGAUUAUCAUGAGCUUGUUAAUUAAACGCCUUGAACAUGGAGCAACUAAGGCUGAAUCUGGAUCCAUUCUUGAUGGUUUCCCACGAACAAUAAGACAAGCGGAAAUACUAGAGGGAGUCACAGAAAUUGACCUGGUCAUCAAUCUUAAACUCAGAGAAGAUGCACUGCUUGCAAAGUGCCUUGGAAGAAGAAUUUGCAGCCACUGUGGAGGGAAUUAUAAUGUUGCAUCUGUCAACAUCAAGGGUGAGAACGGGAGGCCAGAUUUUAUUAUGGCUCCACUUCUACCCCCAGCAGAUUGCGCAUCAAAACUCGUAACUCGAGUAGAUGAUACUGAAGAGGUCGUGAAAGAGCGAUUGCAAAUAUAUAAUGAAAUGAGCAAACCAGUUGAGGAAUUCUACCGUGCAAGAGGGAAGCUCUUAGAGUUUGAUUUACCGGGAGGGAUCCCUGAAUCUUGGCCAAAGCUGUUGCAAGCACUGAAUCUUGUUGACCAUGACGACAAACAAUCAGCAUCAGCAUGAUUACACUUCAGCAUUUGGUCCUCCUUCUCAGGUGUAUAAUCAAUGUAUGUGUUAAUUAUACAACAAUUUUGUCUAUUAAGUCUCAAUCUAAGCUUGUAAUUUCAUGGAGAUUGUAAUUACAAUGGGAUAGCUACUGUCUCAGGCUGUAAUUACAUUGAGAUUGUAAUUUCAUGAAGAAUGGUUCCAAGU